AUCUCUCAAAGCCUUUUCCAAUCCCCAAUUGCAAUUCAGUUGUGCAUCUGGGGGGGCUGCGCGCCGGCAUGCUCUGCAAUGUCGCUCACCAGAUCUCCAAUGUUGAGCGCCCGUGUCAAAUCAUGCACCGGUUGUCGCCAACAGAAGCUCAGGUGCGAUGCCUCGAAAGACUAUUCUCAGCCAUGUUCGAGAUGUGUGCGAAUGAAACUCAAUUGCGUGGUGUUGAAGUCAUUCAAGCGAACCAAGAAACAAACGAAAGCUCAAUUGCAGGCUGAGGUGGAUCAAUUGAAGCAGCAACUUGUAACAUCAGACGCCCUGGAGCCCAGCUCGGUAUCGUCGAGCACUGUUACAGGCAACGACAAUACUGUCCGGUACACCGUGAUGAACUGUCAAACUAACGGAAUGCCAUUCGAGGCCAGCAUCUCCCGUGUUGCCGCAAAUGACCCAGUAGCAUUUCCAGAGAAUAGUUUCGCGCCAGACACUAAUUGUCCGACAAGCGCUGGUGGACUUAGCAUGACAUCCUGCCAGGCUCUGGACGACUUUGAACUUGGGAGCAACCAGAUCGAUGACUGUUUUGCACUCUUCUCCUUGCAUUAUCUACCGAAAUUGUACAUUUUCGACUCUUUGAACGAUCCUAACACCUGCUACAUGCAAUCUCCGCUCCUUUUCUGGACCAUCGUCGCCAUCGGAGCAAGAAAGUACUCCAAAGACCCGACGAUCCUGAGCCUGCUCGGUCCUAAAGUCAUAGAGCUUGCUGCACACAGCCUGUUUUCCCAGACCGAAAAAUUGCCUACCAUCCAGGCGUACCUAAUACUCUGUGUCUGGCCGAUGCCGGUGGACACCAUGCACAAGGAUAUCUCCCCAGUACUAUCAGGGGCAAUGUUGAGCUUGGCGGUCAGUAUCGGGCUACACAUUCAGGGCAAUGGUCAGGAUUUCUCGAGAACAACUUUGGAGCACGAUGAAAACGAGUGCACGCACCGGGCGAAGUUGUGGGUGGCGUCCACAGUAGCUGCUCAGAGCACCGCAAUCUCGAACGGACUUCCACCACCUACAGUACUUGACACGUACGACCCGAAGCUUUUCCCGGAGCAGAGCCCAGGUACGGUGCCCUUUAGAUUACAGUUCAGGAAGAAAAUGAGCCAGAACCUUGCCUCCUGUAUCUUGGAACUGGGCCGCUGUGUACAAGGCAUUGAAGAGUCCGGAGGAGCUAGCUCUGUCAAGUCUAUGAUCGACAUCUUCAUGUGGCAAUUCCUGCAAAUGGAUCCUGAAUGUCCUGACCAAUUUAGUCGUUUCCACCUCCUCUGCGCCAGACUCCAGGUUCACAGCUUUCACUUCUUUGUUGGGCCAACAGAAAGGGACAAUGCCAGUUUGGCCAAGCUGUAUCUUCUCGCUUGUUCUGUCAUAGAAAUGGCACUAGGCUUGGAUGAGACCGAGGAUUUCAGCAGCUCCGCAACAGCGUACAACCAGAAAAUGCUAGUGCUGGCCUCGUUUGCCUUAUUGCGGAUCGCUAGAAGCCAUCUCGCUUCGCUGCUGGAUAUCGAGAGAGGUCGCCAGGCAUAUUUCGAUAACAUCUUACUUUUCCGGAAAAUAUCAGUUCAAGACAGCGAUCUGUCGUCCAGAACCACGGUCAUCUUAACUCAGCUUUGGACGAGCAAGAAUGCUUUCAAGAAGUCGGACGGUACUACUGAUAGUCUUCUUCUCCUUUGCCGCAGUAGGUUGAGUAUGAGCGUUGUUUUCGAUUGCUUCUGGCGGUGGCGAAGGGAGUUCGCCGGGCAACAAACUCCAUACAAGGAGACACAGAGUGACAUCGGUAGGUUUUGAUUACUUUUUGUUGACAAUGUAACUGAUAACAUCAACUUAGGAGCCAAUUCGAUCCAGCUUGC
Messenger RNA from Exophiala viscosa, 1883 nucleotides. RefSeq lists its product as uncharacterized. NCBI's taxonomy places the organism in Eukaryota, Fungi, Ascomycota, Eurotiomycetes, Chaetothyriales, Herpotrichiellaceae. Gene Ontology annotation, cellular component: nucleus. The record is from RefSeq and is a predicted model, not a curated record. Bases 79 to 1821 code for a protein of 580 amino acids. Gene Ontology annotation, biological process: regulation of DNA-templated transcription; DNA-templated transcription. The transcript is spliced from 4 exons. Gene Ontology annotation, molecular function: zinc ion binding; transcription cis-regulatory region binding; DNA-binding transcription factor activity, RNA polymerase II-specific.